CCCGGUCACUCACUUCAGACGCUGAGGGUGGGGGUGGUCUGCUGCGCUUCCUCCUCAGCUGGCCCUGGAGCAGCCUGCUUAAGGGCCCCUUCCUUGGUUCCUGAUCAAUCACACAGUGGUGUAGGAUGCCCCAGCCACAGCAGCUGUGGUGGUGGAAAGACUUCUCAAUCUGGAAACAAAGCCUGGGUUGAAAUACUGUCUCUGCCGGCAGAGUUGUGAUUGCUUCUUGCCUCCGUUUCCUCAUCUGUAAAAUGGGAAUAUUAAAACCUACAGUACCCGUUUCACAGAAGUGUUGUGAGAACAAAUGAGGUUCUGAUUUCGGCUCCCUGAGUUCUGGGUUUCACUGGAGGUUCCAGUUCCGGAAGCCUCUGCCUGGGGUGCCUGGGGUCCAAGCUCCCCACCUGAGGGGGAGCUGGGAAGCAUGGAUUUCAAGGACUUUAGACUCCGAAAGGGUGUGGUGGGCCUGGCCACAGGGGCAGGUGCCAUCUACCUGCUGUACAAGGCCAUCAAGGCUGGCAUGAGCAGUCGUUCAUCCUGCCCAACGUCACCCGUCUGCAUUGCCCGCCUGGCCAUUGAGCGAGAGUGGCAUGGAAAGGAUUCUGGAGAGCUUCGAAGGCUCCUCAACUCCCUGGAACACAAACAUGAUGAGUACUCCAAGGGCAUGAUUCUUCACAGCAUCACCCGGUGUGUCUACUUGUUGGAAGCCGAAGCCUGUACCUGCACCUUUGAGGACAUCAGGCUGGUGGGCUGCCUGCUUGAUGACAAGGACAACAGCGUCAAAAUCCAAGCUCUCAAUGCUCUGAAGGCUUUCUCUGGUAUAAGGAAGUUCAGGCUUAAGAUCCAGGAGCAUUCCAUCAAAGUCUUGGAGCUGAUCUCCACCGUGUGGGAUUCUGAGCUGCACAUAGCGGGCUUGAGGCUACUCAAUGGAUUGCCCCUGCCUGACUUUGCUCACCCACAGCUCCGUCGGGUGAUGCCUUCCCUCAUGGAGAUCUUGCAGACAGACAGCAUCCUGGCUCAGGUCCAAGCAGUUCGACUCCUGAGUCAUCUGGCCCAGAAAAACGACCUAUUGUAUGACAUCCUCAAUUGCCAGGUACAUUGCAAUUUCCUGAACCUAUUCCAGUCCAUGCAACCUGGGAGCCUGCUGUUCGAGGUGCUAGUGUUUGCAGAGCGACUGAGUGAGGGUCGGAGUUGUCCCCAUUACCGAGCGGUGAACUGGCAGUACAACGAACAAUCUUUGCAUGAAGCGCUCUUUGGGGAGGAGUCCCGCCUGGCUGACCGGCUGCUGGCUCUGGUCAUUCAUCCUGAGGAGGAGGUUCAGAUUCAGGCCUGCAAGGUCAUUGUCAGCCUGCAGUGCCCUCAGGACUUUGGCACUCGGCACUCUUCCUGCCAUACAACCAAUUCCUACUUUAAUGAAGAGGAUGCCAGUUAAGGAGAAA
This is a messenger RNA of Phascolarctos cinereus (koala), 1436 nucleotides long. RefSeq names its product armadillo repeat containing 12 (gene ARMC12). Lineage: Eukaryota; Metazoa; Chordata; Mammalia; Diprotodontia; Phascolarctidae. The record is from RefSeq and is a predicted model, not a curated record. Gene Ontology annotation, cellular component: nucleus.